UAAUUGGUUAUUCCAUAUAGUAUGGGACUAAACUUGCACAUAAACCUAUAAUUUGGGACAAAAAUUGCAAUUUUCUCUGUAUGAACACAAUUGUUUGAAAUAUAAAAGACAGCUUCCUCUCGCCGCUAGAAAACUACAGAAAUCACGCACCCGCCCAACUCCAAAGAGAUCGCCGACCAAGGCAUAUGAGAACUUCAGUUGUUGGUAGGAUUUACCGUCACUGCAGCUUCAAGUACAGAGGUUUGAAGGAAAUUAGCUUUUCUUCAACGCCUUUUUCUUAUAUUCAUGACCCUCCACUUCCAACGUCCCAAAAACCAGGCCUCCUUUAUGACAUUCUUGUCAGCUUCAGAAGAUGUAUUUCUCUGGAGCCCACAUGUUAUUUUGCUUCAUUCGCCCCUGUUCGCCGCUUCCAUGCUACUUCUUCUUUCAGUGAGGACACCCGUCAAGACUCGGUUGAUGCUUUAGAUGAUUCUAAUGGAGAGGUGGAACCAAUUGAUUCAUGGGAAGAAGAGGAUGAAGCUGAGCCUGAGGUUGGUGAUGGAAGUGAUGGCGGUGGAGUUGUUCUACAAAAUUGCCCUUGGGGCGAAAGAGCACUAUCCAUAGCCCAAGACGUACUGCUGGAGUUUGGUGAAGAAAUGAAGCUCUUUGCAUUCAAAACUUCUCCUCGAGGGUACAUUUAUGUGAGGCUAGAUAAACUUUCAAAUGAAUACGGGUGUCCCAGCAUGGAGGAGAUCGAAUCUUUCAGUCGCCAAUAUAAGAAAAAGUUGGAUGAAAUUGGUGCAAGAGGGGAAAUACCUGAUGAUUUAGCUCUUGAAGUAUCGAGCCCUGGUGCCGACCGGCUACUGAGAGUACCUGAUGACCUGUUGAGGUUCAGGGACAUGCCAAUGGUAGUCAGCUACUUGCAAGAUUCUGAUAGUAGAUGCACAGAAAAGAACGGAGUCUACUUUCUGGACACCAUUGAAACAGAAUCAAGAUGCUGUGUCUGGAAGUUGGCAGAUGUGAGGGAGAACAGAGAUCCUUCAGCUAAGGGGAGGCCAUUGAGCCGCAAACAGAAAGACUGCCGACUAAAACUACCAUAUGAUAUGAUUAAAUGGGUAACACUUUAUAUUAGCUACUAGUAAAGGCAGCAAUGAUGGUAGCUUAUAAUAUUCAUUGCUUUACAGCUAUGAGAGAAAAUAUGCCAUGGGCUAUGAAUAUUAUCAGUCAAGAAUGUGUUUCAAGAUCUGGACAUCUUUCCCAGAAUCCUGGGAGCUAAUGCUGAAUUUUAAUCUCACUAGGAUAAGUAGCAGAACCAAACCUGACGAACAUGUAAACUUAAUUUCCGGUUUCAAGUAACCAACUACUCCGAGCAGGGUAUUGUUUUGGGUUUUGUAAGGUUGGCAUGAUGGAUGGAAAGAAAUUGUUUAACUUAGUA
Sesamum indicum (sesame) is the source of this 1414-nucleotide messenger RNA. RefSeq lists its product as uncharacterized. The record is from RefSeq and is a predicted model, not a curated record. Gene Ontology annotation, biological process: ribosomal small subunit biogenesis. Lineage: Eukaryota; Viridiplantae; Streptophyta; Magnoliopsida; Lamiales; Pedaliaceae.